Fonsecaea nubica is the source of this 633-nucleotide messenger RNA. RefSeq lists its product as hypothetical. The coding region runs from base 1 to 633 and encodes 210 amino acids. Lineage: Eukaryota; Fungi; Ascomycota; Eurotiomycetes; Chaetothyriales; Herpotrichiellaceae. The transcript has 2 exons. The record is from RefSeq and is a predicted model, not a curated record.
AUGCAAUACUUCCUUGUCACCGCUGCUCUCGCUGCUCUGGCCCGGUUGGCCAUCACACAGACCAUUGACCCCAACUCAGUACCUCUGUCAACAAGACAAUCGUGGUGCGACUCACAGAUCGCUCAAUGUCCUCUGAUUUGUCUGCAAGAGGCCGACAAUUCUGCAGCCACCUACGAUAAUUCCUGUGACCCUGUUGCCCUCACUUAUUCUUGCAUAUGCUCCAGCGGACUCUCUCCCAACGCCUCCGAAUACUCCCAAACCCUCCCCUAUUAUAUCUGCACAGAGUACAACACCCAAUGUCAACAGGCUUGCGGUACCGACAAUAGCUGUGCAGCAGCAUGCGUACAAAAUCAUCCGUGUGGAGCACUCAACCCAACAAGAGUAAAUACAAGCACAAUCACAACAAUGCCUUCCACUACAUCGGCCGUGGGGUCUGCGGCUUCUACUGCCUCUGACGGGGUUGUAUACACUGGCUUUGGAGGUGGCUCGUCUGCUACGACAACUGCUGCUUCAGAUGGAAACAGCGGAUCUGGUAGCUCUGCUGCAUCAAGGCUGGUGAUCAACAUUGGACAGGUCUAUGGUCUUGGUGUCAUUGCAGCUGGCAUCUUUGUCGGCUUCAGCUGCAUGCUCUGA